Lathyrus oleraceus (garden pea) is the source of this 870-nucleotide messenger RNA. RefSeq lists its product as uncharacterized. The transcript has 2 exons. Lineage: Eukaryota; Viridiplantae; Streptophyta; Magnoliopsida; Fabales; Fabaceae. The record is from RefSeq and is a predicted model, not a curated record. Bases 1 to 870 code for a protein of 289 amino acids.
AUGGCAGAAACUUCAAAAACCAGUGAUCAAAUUCAUGCGAAACUUCCAAUCUUUGACGAUUGCAAUUAUGAAAGACGGACGGUGCAAAGGAAGGUUGUCUUUAGGUAUCAGGGUGUUCUAGAUGUCAUUCGUAGUGGAGUGACACCGCUUGAUGCAACACCAACGGAGGCGGCGAGGGAAACUCACUGUGAACAGAUGAAGAAAGACGACAAGGCGAUAUACUUCCUCCCUCAAUGUGUAUAUUCGAAUGUCUUGGAAAAGAUAAUUGAAUAUGAGACAGCCAAAGAAGCUUGGGAUGUCCUUGCAACCACUUACGUCGGCGAUAGACAAACCAAGAAGGUUAUCACGGGUUUAACACCUAAAUUGGAUAAUUUAGUUGCUGCAAUUGAACAAUCGAAGGACCUAGACACGUUGAAAUUGGAACAAUUAAUAGGUUCUUUAGAAGCUCACGAAUUGAAAUUGAAGAAUAGAGAUGGUGUCAAGAAAUAUGAGAGAGAAACUGAGAAGGCAUUGUAUACACAAUCUCAGAAAAAAGGAAGUGGUAUUAAUGAAUCUUGGAAGAGGAAAGGUAAAGGAAAGUGGAAGAGUAACAAGAAUGAGGGUGGAAAUUCAAAGCAAGAAUAUCAGAAGAAAGGAGGUGAGAGUGAUGGCAAGGGAAAGAAGAAAUCCAAGGAACAUAUUCAAUACUAUAACUUUCAAAAAUGGGGUCACUUUGCAGAUGAAUGUGUGAAUUCUAAUGUGCCUAGGAAGAGAAAUGAAGAUGGACAGUUAGCUCGUGACUCAGAUGAAAAAGUUGUUGCAUUAGUGGCAACAAUCGAUGAAGAGGUGAUGAUGCUGAUGACAGUUAUUGAAGGUGGUGGAAUAGAAUAG